Heterobasidion irregulare TC 32-1 is the source of this 333-nucleotide messenger RNA. RefSeq lists its product as uncharacterized. Gene Ontology annotation, biological process: DNA repair. Gene Ontology annotation, molecular function: methylated-DNA-[protein]-cysteine S-methyltransferase activity. The annotation marks the transcript as partial. NCBI's taxonomy places the organism in Eukaryota, Fungi, Basidiomycota, Agaricomycetes, Russulales, Bondarzewiaceae. The transcript is spliced from 2 exons. The record is from RefSeq and is a predicted model, not a curated record.
GUGUACGACCUCAUACUGAAGGUACCCGCAGGCAAAAUCAGCACGUAUAAAGCCAUAUGCGCUGCUUUGGGCUCUGGCUCCCCACGUUCGGUUGGGACAGCGCUGCGAAACAACCCGUUCGCGCCGUUCGUGCCCUGCCAUAGGGUCGUGGCAUCGAACUUCUUCGUCGGCGGAUUUUUCGGCGAGUGGACAGAUCUCAAGGGCGGAGCGAACAAGGGAAAGCGGAAGGUGAGGAUGUUGGUACAAGAGGGCAUUCCGUUCACGGCGGAAGGAAGGCUAGUGAGAGGGGAGAAAUAUCUAUGGGCUGGACCGGACGCCGUUGUGUCGAAUUGA